ACUGUUUCCUGCCGAAGUCGUCUGUCUCCUCCUCCUCCUUGUUGAUUCUUUCGGUCUCACUCUCCCUCUUUCUUUGCCUCGCCUGCCUUGAAAACCCAACAAUUAUAACUAUCAUUUAUUUAUCAGUACAACACAGGGACACAGAGAGAGCUCUUUACUAGUAAUGUUGGAUCUUGUUGAACCCGUAUAUGUUUAGAAGAUCUGUCAAUGGGGACCCGUUUUAGAUCCGGUUCUUGUGUUCUUGUCAUUCUAGUUUGUGUUGUAGGAUUUUGUGGGUUUGGUUCGGUUUCUUGUGGGGAGAAUCGAAGGCCCAAAAACGUUCAGGUUGCUGUUCGGGCUAAAUGGGAGGGCACUCCAAUUUUAUUGGAAGCUGGGGAAUUACUAUCUAAGGAAAGGAAAGACAUUUAUUGGGAGUUCAUUGAUAGCUGGCUUCAUUCAAAGAAGGAAGAUAAUGAUUCUUAUACCGCUAAAGAUUGCCUCAAAAAAAUUAUGAAACAUGGACAUGCUCUUUUAAGUGACACAUUGGCCUCACUAUUUGAUUUUUCUCUUAUUCUAAGAUCUGCAUCCCCAAGAUUGGUGCUUUACAGACAGCUAGCAGAGGAGUCUCUUUCUUCUUUUCCGCUUUUGGAUGAUAGUUUCUCAAACAAUGCUAGUGGGGGCCUUGCCAAAACAAAUGAUACCAAUGAAAUGAAAAGGUCAGAUCCCUUGCUUGUGGGAAGAAAUCCUGAAAUUCCUGGUGGGAAAUGCUGUUGGGUGGAUACUGGUGCGGCAUUGUUCUAUGAUGUUGCGGAUUUGCUAUUGUGGCUUCAUAGCCCUACUGGAAUGGCAGAGGACUCGUUUCAGCAACCCGAACUAUUUGAUUUUGAUCAUGUUCAUUUUGAAUCACUUUCUGGAAGUCCAGUUACUAUUCUGUAUGGAGCUCUUGGAACUGAUUGCUUUAAGGAGUUUCAUUCCGCCUUGGUGGAAGCUGCCAAACAGGGGAAGGUAAAAUAUGUAGUUAGACCUGUUUUACCUUCUGGCUGUGAAUCAAAAGUUGGGCGGUGUGUUGCUGUUGGGGCGAGUGACUCCUUAAAUUUAGGUGGUUAUGGUGUAGAACUUGCUCUGAAGAAUAUGGAAUAUAAGGCCAUGGAUGAUAGUGCAAUAAAGAAAGGUGUCACUUUGGAGGAUCCUCGGACUGAAGAUCUUAGCCAAGAAGUUAGAGGGUUCAUUUUUUCCAAAAUACUGGAACGUAAACCUGAGCUUACAUCAGAGAUUAUGGCUUUCCGAGACUAUUUAUUGUCGUCAACAAUAUCUGAUACACUUGAUGUUUGGGAACUAAAGGAUCUAGGACAUCAAACAGCACAAAGAAUAGUUCAUGCCUCUGACCCUCUACAAUCAAUGCAGGAAAUCAACCAAAAUUUUCCUAGUGUAGUUUCUUCUUUGUCUCGCAUGAAGCUCAAGGAUUCUGUUAAAGAUGAGAUAACUGCAAACCAGCGAAUGAUCCCUCCCGGCAAGUCCUUAAUGGCUCUGAAUGGUGCUUUAAUCAAUAUUGAGGAUAUUGACCUUUAUCUGUUGGUAGACAUGGUCCAGCAGGAAUUAUCAUUGGCCGAUCAAUUUUCUAAAUUGAAGGUUCCUCACAGCACAAUAAGGAAACUUCUUUCGACAGCGUCUCCUCCUGAAUCCAGUAUGAUCCGUGUUGAUUUUCGUUCAAGUCAUGUUCAUUAUCUUAAUAACUUAGAGGAGGAUGCCAUGUAUAAGCGGUGGAGGAACAAUAUAAAUGAGAUUUUGAUGCCUGUCUUCCCUGGACAGCUACGUUACAUCCGCAAGAACCUGUUUCAUGCUGUUUAUGUUCUUGAUCCAGCCACUAGUUGCGGUUUGCAGUCUGUCGACAUGAUUUUGUCUUUGUAUGAGAACAACUUCCCAAUGAGAUUUGGAUUGAUUCUAUAUUCUUCAAAGUUUAUCAAGAAAGCAACUAGUCGUGGCCUACAUUUAUCUGCUGAGGAGAAUGAUGGUGAAAUUGAGGAGGAUAUAUCUAGUUUGAUCAUACGUCUUUUCAUAUAUAUUAAGGAAAGCUACGGGACACCAACAGCUUUCCAGUUUCUGAGCAAUGUAAACAGAUUACGCAUGGAGUCAGAUUCUGAAGAUGAUGUUCCUGAAACACACCAUGUGGACGGAGCAUUUGUGGAUACCAUAUUACCAAAGGUAAAAACCCCUCCUCAAGAUAUAUUGCUAAAACUGGCAAAGGAGCAAACCUAUAAGGAACUGUCACAAGAAAGCUCCAUGUUCGUGUUUAAGCUGGGUUUGAACAAGUUGCAGUGUUGCCUCUUAAUGAACGGUCUUGUCUUUGAUUCUAGUGAGGAGGUUCUUAUGAACGCCAUGAAUGAUGAGCUUCCCAGAAUACAAGAGCAAGUUUAUUAUGGGCAAAUAAAUUCUCACACUGAUGUGCUGGACAAAUUCCUGUCAGAAAGUGGUAUUGGCCGCUACAAUCCACAGAUCAUUGCUGAAGGCAAGGCCAAACCAAGGUUUAUUUCUCUGACUUCGGGAGUUCUUGGAGGGAAAUCUGUGGUGAAUGAUAUUAACUUCUUGCAUUCCCCUGGAACUGUAGAUGAUGUGAAACCUGUAACUCAUCUCCUUGCUGUUGACAUCACAUCAAAGAAGGGGAUAAACUUGCUUCAUGAAGGAAUACGCUAUCUGAUAGAAGGGUCUAAGGGUGCUCGCUUGGGUGUCCUCUUUAGUUCCAGUCAAGAUUCUGAUUUACCUGGUCUCCUUCUUGUGAAGGUUUUUGAAAUCACCACUGCCUCUUACAGUCAUAAGAAAAAUGUGUUGAACUUUUUGGAGCAUUUAUGUUCAUUUUAUGAGCAAAAGUACAUCCAGGCAUCAUCUGUAGCAGCUGAAAGCACUCAAACGUUUAUAGACAAGGUGUAUGAUCUGGCUGAUGCAAAUGAGCUACCACAGAAGGCCUACAAGUCCAUCCUUUCUGAAUUUUCUGCUGACAAAGUGAAAAAUCAAUUGAAUAAGGUGUCACAAUUUUUUUACCUGCUUCUUGGGCUUGAAUCUGGAGUGAAUGCGGUCAUUACCAAUGGAAGGGUGAUGUUUCCUGGUGAUGAAGGCACCUUUUUGAGUCAUGAUUUACAUCUUCUAGAGACGAUGGAGUUCAAGCAAAGAGUAAAGCACAUUGGAGAAAUUAUUGAAGAAGUGCAGUGGCAGGAUGUAGACCCUGACAUGCUAACAAGCAAAUUUGUCAGCGAUAUUAUAAUGUAUGUGUCAUCUGCAAUGGCAAUGCGGGAAAGAAGUUCAGAAAGUGCACGCUUUGAGAUUUUGAAUGCUGAACAUAGUGCUGUUAUUAUAGAUAAUGAAAAUUCCAGUGUUCAUAUUGAUGCUGUUGUUGAUCCUUUAAGCGCAGCUGGUCAGAAGGUUUCUUCACUUCUUAGAGUUCUAAGGAAAUAUGUUCAACCAAGCAUGAGAAUCGUGCUAAACCCUAUGAGUUCUCUUGUUGAUCUUCCGCUGAAGAAUUACUAUAGAUAUGUGGUCCCAACCAUGGAUGAUUUCAGCAGCACUGAUUUAACAGUAAAUGGUCCUAAAGCAUUUUUUGCAAAUAUGCCAUUAUCGAAGACUCUUACCAUGAACCUUGAUGUUCCUGAGCCCUGGCUUGUUGAGCCUGUUAUUGCUGUCCAUGAUUUGGAUAAUAUUUUGCUUGAGAACCUGGGUGACACUAGAACAUUGCAAGCAGUUUUUGAACUUGAAGCACUUGUUCUUACUGGUCAUUGUUCAGAGAAAGAUCAUGAACCCCCCCGAGGACUUCAGCUAAUUCUUGGAACUAAGAGUAAUCCUCACUUGGUUGAUACACUUGUGAUGGCCAAUUUGGGUUAUUGGCAAAUGAAAGUCUCUCCUGGGGUGUGGUAUCUUCAACUUGCUCCAGGUCGAAGCUCUGAGCUGUAUGCUUUUAGGGAAGGUGGUGAUGGAAGUCAGGAAAAGCAUCUGUCGAAACUUAUCACUAUUAAUGAUUUGCGAGGCAAGGUAGUUCAUCUAGAAGUGGUGAAGAAAAAGGGCAUGGAGCAUGAGAAACUGCUCAUUUCAAGUGAUGAUGAUAACAAUUCACAAAGGAAGGGAACUCAUGAUAGCUGGAACUCCAAUUUGUUUAAAUGGGCUUCUGGCUUUAUUGGCGGCGGCGGGCUUUCCAAGAAGAAUGAGAGUGCUUUAAUGGAGCAUGAGAAGCGUGGACGGCAUGGAAAAACUAUUAAUAUCUUCUCUAUUGCUUCUGGGCAUCUAUAUGAACGUUUCCUUAAAAUCAUGAUUCUAAGUGUCUGGAAGAACACCCAGCGUCCAGUGAAAUUUUGGUUUAUAAAGAACUAUCUCUCUCCGCAAUUUAAGGAUGUGAUUCCACAUAUGGCACAAGAGUAUGGUUUUGAGUACGAACUGGUCACUUAUAAAUGGCCAUCAUGGUUGCAUAAGCAGACAGAAAAGCAGCGAAUUAUUUGGGCAUAUAAGAUUUUGUUCCUUGAUGUUAUCUUUCCACUUUCUUUGGAGAGGGUUAUAUUUGUUGAUGCUGAUCAGGUUGUGCGAGCAGACAUGGGAGAACUGUAUGACAUGGAUAUAAAAGGAAGACCUCUUGCUUAUACACCAUUCUGUGAUAACAACAGAGAUAUGGAUGGAUAUCGAUUUUGGAGCCAAGGAUUCUGGAAAGAACAUUUGCGGGGAAGACCAUAUCAUAUCAGUGCUUUGUACAUUGUUGAUCUGGUUAAAUUUCGAGAGACAGCUGCAGGAGAUAAUCUAAGGGUUUUCUAUGAAACACUGAGCAAGGAUCCAAAUAGUCUUUCAAAUUUGGAUCAGGAUCUUCCGAACUAUGCUCAGCAUACAGUACCCAUCUUUUCACUGCCUCAAGAAUGGUUGUGGUGCGAAUCAUGGUGUGGUAAUGCUACGAAAUCCAGAGCAAAAACUAUUGAUCUUUGCAACAAUCCCAUGACAAAGGAACCCAAGCUUCAGGGCGCAAAAAGAAUAGUUUCGGAAUGGGUUAAUCUUGACUCUGAGGCGAGACACUUCACUGCAAAAAUCUUAGGGGAUGAAGUAAAUCCUCAAGAACUUGUUUCCCCCAACCAAUCACAGGCAAAAAUCUUAGGUGAUGAAGUAAAUCCUCAAGAACUUGUGUCCCCCAACCAAUCACAGGACUAUCAAACUGAUAAUUCACUGGAGGAAGACGCUGAAUCCAAGUCUGAAUUAUGAACAUUAUUCUUGCAAUUUGAAUCCAGUUCAUGUGAUCACUUUUUGGAGGACUUGGCUAGCUGGUGCAGUGCUUUAUACAUGGAAGUCUUGACAAAAAUUGUUAGCAGCGUGUUUUGUCUGCUUGAUGCCUUAAUGAGACCCAAGCUCUAGUAACAACCACAGGCACCAUGUUAGGGAUGUACUACUUAUUCUUCUCCCAAACUGAAUAAGCACAUUACCAUCUGCACCUGGUUCUGUAAUCUCAACGCAAAGGAAGAGUAAGUGCCGGAGUUGUUUUCUUUAGGUUUUACCUGUUUUGAUGUGGGAAAUGGUUUCAUAGCUAAUCCAAGAAUUUUGAUGGUGUACAAUUUUUAAUGGCAGCAAGCACUGGAUUUUCUUCGCCAUGAAUCAUGUUAGCCUAGAAUUAGCGCUUUACUUUGAUAUUUCAGCUUGUAGUCAAAACCCCAACUCACCUUCAGUUCUUGCCUGGAAAAGUAAACAUGCAGUCUUGAGGGUAUCAUGCAUGCACAGUGCUUUAAAGGCUUCUCUUUUAAUAAUUAAUAGUUCAAUGAUCUUUUCUUGCAA
Molecule: messenger RNA, 5763 nt
Organism: Populus trichocarpa (black cottonwood)
Lineage: Eukaryota; Viridiplantae; Streptophyta; Magnoliopsida; Malpighiales; Salicaceae
Product: UDP-glucose:glycoprotein glucosyltransferase
Exons: 37
Coding region: 208-5199 (1663 amino acids)
Cellular component (GO): endoplasmic reticulum
Molecular function (GO): UDP-glucose:glycoprotein glucosyltransferase activity
Source: RefSeq, a predicted model, not a curated record